UCAGGUCUCUCCCCCGCCGUUUGUCGCCUGGAAACGAAAAUAUAAAAUAAAAACUAAACGCUGUCCAAGCUGAUAGUUCCAAGAAAUUUAUCCGGAUUUUAAAAUGGAACUGGAAGCAGGCGAACCUGUGGAGCCGCGCCCCGGCUGCGGCGCCUUCUUUGCCAAUCACUGGAAAGGCCUCCUCGUCUUUCUCAUGCCCAUUGUCUGUCUGCCCAUUAUUCUGCUAAACAAUACACCUGAAUAUCGUUGUAUGUACAUUCUGUUGAUCAUGGCUGUAUUCUGGGUGACGGAGGCACUGCCGCUGUAUGUGACCUCGAUGAUUCCCAUUGUAGCAUUUCCCACGAUGGGCAUUAUGGGCUCCGAAGAGACUUGUAUGACAUACUUUAAGGAUACGCUCGUGAUGUUUAUGGGCGGCAUUAUGGUGGCUUUGGCCGUGGAAUACAGCGGUCUGCAUAAGCGUCUGGCCUUGCGUGUCAUUCAAAUGGUGGGCUGCAGUCCUCGCCGUUUACACUUUGGCUUGAUCAUGGUCACGAUGUUUAUAUCCAUGUGGAUCUCAAACGCCGCCUGCACCGCCAUGAUGUGUCCCAUUAUCCAAGCUGUGCUGGAGGAGCUGCAAGCGCAAGGUGUCUGCAAGAUCUAUCAUGAGCCCGAAUACCAAGUGGUGGGCGGCAAGAACAAAAAGAAGAGUGAGGAUGACUUGCCUUAUCCCACGAAGGUCACUCAGUGCUACUAUUUGGGCAUUGCCUAUGCCUCCUCUUUGGGCGGCUGCGGCACCAUCAUUGGCACUGCCACCAAUUUGACUUUCAAGGGCAUCUACGACACGGCUUUCCCCAAUGCCACGGAGAAAAUGGAUUUCCCCACCUUUAUGUUCUACUCGGUGCCGUCUAUGCUGGUCUAUACGCUGCUGACCUAUGUCUUCCUGCAAUGGCAUUUCAUGGGUCUGUGGCGUCCCAAGAGCAAGGAGGCACAGGAGGUGCAAGUGGGCAAGGACAAUGCGCAUGUGGCCAAGAAGGUUAUUGAUCAGCGCUACAAGGAGCUGGGACCCAUGAACGCUCAUGAGAUUCAAGUCAUGCUUUUGUUUAUAACAAUGGUGCUCAUGUACUUCACACGCAAGCCUGGAAUCUUCACGGGCUGGGCAGAGCUGCUACCAGCCAAGGUCAUCAAGAACUCCAUGCCCACAAUAUUUGUGGUCAUCAUGUGCUUCAUAUUGCCCGCCAACUACGCAUUCCUGCGCUACUGCACGCGUCGCGGCACAGUGCCCCCCGGUCCAACUCCCUCACUCAUCACCUGGAAGUUCAUUCAGACGCGCGUGCCUUGGGGUCUGGUGUUCCUGCUGGGCGGCGGUUUCGCCUUGGCUGCUGGCAGCAAGCAAAGCGGCAUGGCCAGCAUGAUUGGCACCUCGCUCAGUCCAUUGAAAGUGCUGCCCAACUCGGCGCUGCUGCUGGUGGUCAUAUUGGUAGCUGUGUUCCUAACUGCGUUCAGCUCGAAUGUGGCUGUGGCCAACAUUCUCAUACCCGUGCUCAAUGAAAUGUCGCUGGCAUUGAAGAUACAUCCAUUGUAUUUGGUCUUUCCCGCUGGCCUGGCCUGCAGCAUGGCCUUCCAUUUGCCCGUGAGCACACCGCCGAAUGCCUUGGUCGCUGGCUAUGCCCAUAUACGCAGCAAGGACAUGGCCGUGGCGGGAAUUGGUCCAACGAUCAUUACUAUUAUAACGCUGUUUAUAUUCUGCCAAACCUGGGCUAUGGUCAUCUAUCCCAAUCUCGACACGUUCCCCGAGUGGGCGCAAAUCGCCGCCGAAGAGGCUGCCAACAAGACACGCAUGCUGGCCGCCAAGACGCUGCAAAUGGUGGCCAACAACACUGAAUUGAUAACUGACGUAGCUGCCAACAGCACAAAUGUCCUGGGCAAUCUGAUGGCCAACAACUCGCAGCCCUUGGCUCAAUUGGCCGUUAACGGCACGCGCCUGCUCAGCGACAUGGCCUUUAACAAAACUCUCUCUUAGUUAAUUAAGCUGUCUAGUCUUAAAGGAAGAGAACCCACAGCGCUUUAGCAAAAAUCUGUAUAAAACAAACAAACACACACACACACAAGAGAAAACUAAGUGCCUUUUGCUGAUAUGUUUAUAUAUGUAUAUGUGUAGUUAACUAAGUAGCAUAUUGUUGUUGAAAAUUACGCGAAUUUACAAUUUAUUUAUCUACAAGUACAGUAUAAACUGCAGCGUCACUCUUUAUUGUCAAACAGUUAACAGGAUCGGAUCAUUGAGGAUUGCGGAUUAAGGAGUAGGAGUAGGAGUAGGAGUAGGAGUAGGAGGAGGGGCAGCCAAAAUGCAUUUACGCAAAAGCCUUUCGGAAAUCUACAACAGUUACUAGAACUAACUCUACAUGUUCAACUAAAUGCCUUCAAAUGUUACUUAAUUGUUGCAUUUAGCGAAAUUUUAUUUUUUUUUAUAUCAA
Drosophila busckii is the source of this 2450-nucleotide messenger RNA. RefSeq names its product protein I'm not dead yet (gene Indy). The coding region runs from base 104 to 1999 and encodes 631 amino acids. Lineage: Eukaryota; Metazoa; Arthropoda; Insecta; Diptera; Drosophilidae. The record is from RefSeq and is a predicted model, not a curated record. Gene Ontology annotation, cellular component: membrane. The transcript has 10 exons. Gene Ontology annotation, molecular function: succinate transmembrane transporter activity; citrate transmembrane transporter activity. Gene Ontology annotation, biological process: monoatomic anion transmembrane transport; citrate transport.